Cercocebus atys (sooty mangabey) is the source of this 2821-nucleotide messenger RNA. It is a transcript of the gene B3GAT2, whose product is annotated as beta-1,3-glucuronyltransferase 2. Gene Ontology annotation, molecular function: galactosylgalactosylxylosylprotein 3-beta-glucuronosyltransferase activity. The record is from RefSeq and is a predicted model, not a curated record. Lineage: Eukaryota; Metazoa; Chordata; Mammalia; Primates; Cercopithecidae. Gene Ontology annotation, biological process: chondroitin sulfate proteoglycan biosynthetic process; carbohydrate metabolic process. The transcript has 4 exons. The coding region runs from base 654 to 1625 and encodes 323 amino acids. Gene Ontology annotation, cellular component: Golgi membrane.
UUUCCUUGGUUUGGGAUCUUGCUGCUGGAUCCGGGAGAGGUUCUGAGAAGACAAGAGCUAGGGACUGAGCGCAGGCUUCCGCUGCGGCGCGCGAACACAGCCGGGGCCACAACCCCCAGCGUCUCCUCCCGCUCCUCGCCACCCCGGCGGGAAUGUGAGGAAGGAAAGCCCCCAGCGCCGCCGCCCGCCCUCGAAGGCGUCCCAGAGAGCAUCCUGGGGGCCCGCCGCUGGAGCCCCUGUCCCCGCAGCACCGCGGGACUGGAGCGGCGAGGUGCGCCGGGUGCCGCUUCUCGGCUCCCACUCUUCGGCAAGAGCGCGGUGGGGAUCAGCGCUUUCCCCGCACUCGGCACAACUCUGGGACCGGCGGCGCGCGGCUGGACCGAGUCCCGUUUCCCGCCAGCUCACCCGGAGUCGGGAGCAGCCCCUGCCCGCUCGCCUGCACCCCUUAUCGCUCUAGCUUGCCCGAACCUGCCGCUCCUCCACGCCCAGGUAGUGAGCCCCGCGGCUUCAGGUCUCUGCAGCGCCCUCGGCCCCAUGGACAGCGCACCCGUCACCACUUCCUAAGUGCUGGCCCCGCCGCCGUCCAAGCUGCGCACUGGGGUCCCUCGGCUCGCCCCUCUCUGGUGUGUCCGCGAGGCCGGGGAGUGUGCACCAUGAAGUCCGUGCUGUUCACCCGCUUCUUCAUCCUCCUGCCCUGGAUCCUAAUUGUCAUCAUCAUGCUCGACGUGGACACGCGCAAGCCGGCGCCUCCCCUCACCCCGCGCCCCUACUUCUCUCCCUACGCGGUGGGCCGCGGGGGUGCCCGACUCCCGCUCCGCAGGGGCGGCCCGGCUCACGGGACCCAAAAGCGCAACCAGUCUCGGCCGCAGCCUCAGCCGGAGCCGCAGCUGCCCACCAUCUAUGCCAUCACGCCCACCUACAGCCGCCCGGUGCAGAAAGCGGAGCUGACCCGCCUGGCCAACACUUUCCGCCAGGUGGCGCAGCUGCACUGGAUCCUGGUGGAGGACGCGGCGGCGCGCAGCGAGCUGGUGAGCCGCUUUCUGGCGCGGGCCGGGCUGCCCAGCACGCACCUGCACGUGCCCACGCCGCGGCGCUAUAAGCGGCCCGGGCUGCCGCGCGCCACUGAGCAGCGCAACGCGGGCCUCGCCUGGCUGCGCCAGAGGCACCAGCACCAGCGCGCGCAGCCUGGCGUGCUCUUCUUCGCUGACGACGACAACACCUAUAGUCUGGAGCUCUUCCAGGAGAUGCGAACCACUCGUAAGGUCUCCGUCUGGCCUGUGGGCCUGGUUGGUGGGCGGCGCUACGAACGUCCGCUGGUGGAAAAUGGCAAAGUUGUUGGCUGGUACACCGGCUGGAGAGCAGACAGGCCUUUUGCCAUCGACAUGGCAGGAUUUGCUGUAAGUCUUCAAGUCAUUUUGUCCAAUCCAAAAGCUGUAUUUAAGCGUCGUGGAUCCCAGCCAGGGAUGCAAGAAUCUGACUUUCUCAAACAGAUAACAACAGUCGAAGAACUGGAACCGAAAGCAAAUAACUGCACUAAGGUUCUCGUGUGGCACACUCGGACAGAGAAGGUUAAUCUAGCCAACGAGCCAAAGUACCGCCUGGACACAGUGAAAAUUGAGGUAUAAAUUGAAGCAGCAACUGGUGCAGUUUGCCCAGCCAGUGGGUCCAUGUGGAAGAGGAUGUUUGGAGUUUAGGCUGCAGAGCAUUCAGGUAUUGUUUGUUUUACUUCAGUACAACAGCCUUUCUUGUCAUCUGAUGGACAUCUGUUUAAAUGGAGCUUGUCAGUUAACAUAAGCUAAUUGGAUGGUACAAAAUGUAUGUUUUGUCUUCAUUUGUUCUGCAUGUUUUCUCUACAACUAAAUUGGAAGAUUUUUGUACAGUGCCGAUACUGCAAGAUACCACUCUGAGUAUAUAUUUUUUCUUUUUCUCCAGUUUGCUCUUAUAAUUGGCAGACCUGAACAGGUUUUUAAAACAGACAAGUAUUUUGUCAGCUAAACAUUCCUGAUUCCUGACUUUGCAACACUAAGUAAUUUUUGGAAGGUUUCUGGCAGUAUCCAUCAUAGGAAAUAAAAAAUCCACAAAUGAAAAGGUCUAUGGAUUCAUCUGUUUAAUAUAGGGAAAUAACAUUUUGUCAAUACUAGGCACCAUAAAAUGUAAACACAAUUACUGUCAUAAACCUGGAUAUACCUUCAAGGAUUGAAAGUGGCUUUGUUUUAGUUACCCUGUUUGCAUAUAGUGCAGAAAAAGGUCUUCAUGUUAGCACUAUGUACAUUGAGAAGAGAUCCAAAUUACAAGAGAGGCAGAUAAAAUUUGAAUUAUUUAAACAUUCAUUAACUAAGUUUUGGAGUAACAUCCAGGUUUAUCUUCCUUUCACUAACCACACUCCCUGUUAAGCACAUCAUAACAACAGCACAGUGAAGUGAAUGAUGAAAUAAAAGAAUUUUGAUACACUAGAAAACAGUGCUCAGUGAGACAUUUACAUUCUAUUUAUAUGAUUAAACAUUUGAUCAUACAGUACCUUCCUACAGGAUUACUGGCUAAUUUUGGGGUGGGGCUUAUACUGUUAGAGGUAUUACUAACAUGAUAACUACUUCCCUUAUAUGCAAACAUUAGAGCUAUAAUUUUAUUGAGGAAAACUGAUUUUGCAAGUUGAGCAGCUUCUCAAAUAAUGCAGUAUAUGAAAUCAUGGGAAACAUGAGCAAAGCUGCCCUUGACAUAAAAUGGUUUAUCAACCUGCUUUUCACCACAUCAAAUGGAAUCAGUACAGACCAACACGGUCAAUCAGAUCAUUCUUAAUAUGAACAAAUGGGUAAAAAGAAAA